UAUUUUAUUUUAGUAUCAUAUCAUUUAGUGAUCCAACACUUAAACAGCAAAUAUGUCUCAAUUAAACAUAUUUUCAACUAUUGUUUUGUCACUGUUUGUGAUCAUAUCAAUUGAUUGUAUAGACAGUAGUCGACAACUAUCCCGAAAUGAUAGACAAGAGUUAGCAAAGUUUAAACUAACAGUUAAACUAUUGAAUGCCGUUUUGAAUGAUAAUGACAACAAUCCAGGUGCUGGUGCUGAUGGUGGUCGGGUAGGAGGAGGAGGUAGAGCUAGCAAUAGGAAUCUGCCGGCCGUUAGUUCCGGUAUAGAAGCAGACAAUGAGAAAGGCGUUGUAUAUUCUGAUUCAAAUAGGAAAAGAAUUAACAAACAGGAAUACCUGAGACUUAGACAGGAAUGGGAUCGACAACAACAACAACCUAAUGGUGGUGUUGGUGUCAACAACAACAGUGGGACCUACCGUACCGGUUGGUCCACCCAGAAAACAAUGGGGUGGUUACUCGGCGCACCAGAAUGGUGGAGGUGUCUAUCAACACAUUGACAAAAAUGGCAAAACUUAUAGUACAUAUGGCAUACCAGCCCCACCAGUCUUUACCUACUAUGAUAACAAUCGUAAUAAAGUUAGCAGGGAACAUUGGAGACAAUUUAAUAGCGAUUGGCCUAAUGAUGAAUAUGAUGAUGGAUUUACAUAUAGGGAUUCAAACGAUAAUACAAUUAAAAAACACGAGUAUAACAGACUUAAAUACGAAUGGAAUCAACAACAACACCGACAACAACGACAACAACGACAACCUAAUGGUAGUGGUGUUGGUGUCAACAACAAUGGGACUACAGUACCGGUUGGUCCACCCAAACGAAGUUGGGGCUCUAUAGGAGUUGUUAGAUUGGGACCGGUAGCCGAAUUUAUAGAGGAUAAAGAUGGUAAUGUUCGUCGUAUACCUAAUAACAAAUGGGGAGAACCAACAUAUCAUUACUAUGAUCCAAAACAUAAUGAAGUUACCAAGGAACAAUGGCAACAAUUUAAUACUGAUUUGGCUGAAAAUAAGUUUAAAAAAGUCUAAAAUAGCCUACCUUUCUGUAGUUUGUAACCAAAAACAAAAAAUAAACACGAAAAAUAAAAUAAACAUUUUUUGAUUUUAUUGAAAUUUAUCAAU
Messenger RNA from Oppia nitens, 1151 nucleotides. RefSeq lists its product as uncharacterized. The transcript has 2 exons. The coding region runs from base 420 to 1058 and encodes 212 amino acids. Lineage: Eukaryota; Metazoa; Arthropoda; Arachnida; Sarcoptiformes; Oppiidae. The record is from RefSeq and is a predicted model, not a curated record.